Chelmon rostratus (copperband butterflyfish) is the source of this 4896-nucleotide messenger RNA. RefSeq names its product nicotinamide phosphoribosyltransferase 1 (gene nampt1). The transcript is spliced from 11 exons. Gene Ontology annotation, biological process: NAD+ biosynthetic process. Gene Ontology annotation, molecular function: nicotinamide phosphoribosyltransferase activity. Bases 99 to 1574 code for a protein of 491 amino acids. The record is from RefSeq and is a predicted model, not a curated record. NCBI's taxonomy places the organism in Eukaryota, Metazoa, Chordata, Actinopteri, Chaetodontiformes, Chaetodontidae.
CCCUCUCCCGCUACACUACUAGGCUGGAGUCCCCGGCAGCACGGCGCACAACACAACACACUGACAGCUGCGACCGACUCACAACCAAGGGGGGAAAGAUGGAGCACAGAGGGGCCGACUUCAACAUAAUGCUAGCGACUGAUUCAUACAAGGUAACACAUUACAAACAGUACCCCCCCAACACAAGUAAAGUGUACUCCUACUUCGAGUGCCGCGAGAAGAGGACAGAUCCCACCAAGAGCAGAAAAGUCAAAUAUGACAAGACCGUCUUCUACGGCCUACAGUACAUCCUCUACAAAUACCUAAAAGGAAAGGUAGUGACUCCAGAGAAGAUCCAGGAGGCGAAGGAGGUAUACAGAGAGCACUUCCAGGAUGAUGUUUUCAACGAGACGGGAUGGACUUACAUUUUGGAGAAAUACAAUGGUCACCUACCUAUUGAAAUCAAGGCGGUGCCGGAGGGGAGUGUCAUUCCUCGGGGUAAUGUUUUGUUCACGGUGGAGAGCACAGACCCUGAAUGCUACUGGCUCACCAACUGGGUGGAGACCAUUCUGGUUCAGAUCUGGUACCCCAUCACUGUGGCAACCAACUCCAGAGAGCAGAAGAAGAUCCUCGCCAAGUACCUCCUGCAGACUUCUGGGAACUUGGAGGGGCUGGAGUAUAAACUGCAUGACUUUGGCUACAGAGGCGUCUCCUCACAAGAGACUGCAGGCAUCGGGGCGUCCGCCCAUCUGGUCAACUUCAAGGGCACAGACACGGUCGCCGGCAUCGGAGUCAUUAAGAAGUACUACGGAACCAAGGACCCUGUGCCAGGCUUCUCAGUGCCUGCUGCAGAGCACAGUACCAUCACGGCGUGGGGGAAGGACCAUGAAAAAGAUGCCUUUGAGCACAUUGUCAAGCAGUUUCCCAGCGUGCCCGUAUCCAUAGUCAGCGACAGCUACGACAUCUACAACGCCUGUGAGAAGAUCUGGGGAGAAGACCUGCGGGGGCUGAUAGAGAAACGCAGCGCGGAUGCCCCGCUGGUUGUCCGACCGGACUCCGGAAACCCUCUCGAUACGGUUUUGAAGGUUUUGGAGAUCCUGGGUAAGAAGUUUAUUCCAGUGGAGAACUCUAAGGGUUUUAAAGUUCUGCCUCCUUACAUCAGAGUCAUACAAGGAGACGGAGUUGAUAUCAACACGCUGCAAGAGAUAGUGGAGGGCAUGAAGGAACACAGGUGGUCCAUUGAGAACAUUGCCUUCGGGUCCGGGGGGGCUCUGCUGCAGAAACUGACCAGAGAUCUGCUCAACUGCUCCUUCAAAUGCAGCUACGUGGUUACUAAUGGACUCGGGGUGAACGUGUUCAAGGACCCGGUGGCAGACCCCAACAAGAGGUCAAAGAAAGGUCGCCUGUCUCUGCACCGGACACAGAGCGGAGACUUUGUCACCCUGGAGGAGGGCAAGGGCGACCUGGAGGAGUAUGGCGUGGACCUGCUGCACACAGUCUUUCAGAACGGCAAGAUUGUGAAGACGUACACAUUUGAUGAAGUCAGAGACAAUGCUAAGCUCAAAGAGAGUGAGCUUGAAGAGCUGCUGCACUGAACGCAGCACUACUGAACCCCCUCCCACCACUCUCCACCCUAACCCCCAAAACAACCCCUCCACCCCUUAACCCUUCACCUUUUGGCCUCACCUCAAAAAAUGGAGGUAGCGUGCACUGCUAAUAGAUCCCACCCCCAAAGCCUGAGAACCCCCCGAAACAUUUCUAAAAACCUGAAAACUCCCUUAAAAUUCACAGAAAUUCACCCUCAAAAACGUUCCAAAACUCUGUUGUUGGCUCUUAAACGGAGUAAAUAAUUUGCAAACAGCCACACCUCCGACAAACAGCGACCACCCCACGAGGGAGGCGGGAGAAAAUGAAGAAAAUAAGCGAGAGGUGCAGUAAGCAACCAGAAUUGGGAUUAUGACGACAAACCGUGCGUUCACUUCAUGCGCUACUUCCCCAAAUUGAAGCAUUGCACUGAUAGGCUUGACAUGUUGCAACAAAAGAAUGUGAUUGGCUGCUGGCAGGCUAACGUGUCUGCAGGCUUUUCCAUCUGCAAAUCAGAUGGUUGUCGGUUUUUUAAUAAGCUCCUUGCAGCUGCAUGCAUAGUGAACGCCGCAGUGAGUCAAAGUGAGGAAGAUGAUGACAAAGAAAUAAGAAGCCACACCCACACCAAUGACCGUGCCCCGUGUAUUGUGUACAGAGAUGUUCAGAAAAAAAAAUUAAUGUCUGAAUCUACUUAGCUUUGUCUUUUACGUGAAGGAAGAAAACGAUGAUUAUGGUAUAUAACGGUGCACCGAUAACAUUAACUGAUAACAUCUAAUAUCUUGCUUCUACUUGGAAACUGAGAAGCUCAUCAACACUUUGACUGUAAUUAGGGGUGAUGAAGGAUUUCAUUUCUCCCAGUUUUCUUGCUUUUAAUCAGUAGUUAUGGCCCAUAUCAUAAAAGGCCAGCAUAUAUCAAGUACUACCUGAAUAUUUUGUACUCUUACUCCGCCAAAUAAAAUGUUGUUGGUGCAUCUCUGAAGGUAUAUAAAUGAUCAUCUACUUGCCAUUAUGUUGCCCACAGAGCGCUCGCAUCACGAAGGCCCGAUCCGCAGUCCGAUCCAGCAAAUCACAAACUCUGCUCCCCAUCUCAAUGUGAUGUUUUGGGGUUUUUCCUUUUAAAUUUCAGAUACAAAUAAUAAAUGAGAAGAUUAUAAAAAGCUGGUUUUCCAUCCAUAAUUUACGUGUUGUCAAACUCCCGAAGAGGCCACAGAACUUUAAAAGACAGAAAAGUCAGGAACUAAGAUUAGAUUUCAGUCAAAGGUUUCGGAUCGGGUCUUCAUGAUGGGCCAGCGCUCUCGAAACCAGUCUUUGCUGUAUAAGACCAAGAGUUGGUGUAAAAAAGAAAAAAAAAAUCACAGAAAUUGUCUUCACUGGAAUGAAGAUGAUCUAAUUAUGUGUUUAUGAAAGAUCGCAUAUCUGGCUCCUGGGCAGAAGUGUAUGCUAAAUGUUGGCGUGUGUGUGCUUGGAUCUGUUUGUGUGUGUGUGUGCGUGUGCAUGUGUACUGAUGUUUUCUUCCUCUAAAGGAUUGUGUGGUAUUCCUUUAUGCAAACGUACUUGUUGAUCGGGGAAAUAGAGAACACUCUCCCUUUUACUUUGCCGGCCUUUUGUUCUGAAAGGAGACGCAGGGUUGUGACUAACAGCAGCGGGUGUGCUUUUUUGCCAAUGCGAAAGCAACCGAGAGGCAGAUCGGGAUCAGAAAUAACUUUCUGACAGCACCGGCCAUGCUUCGGCACCUACCGGUGCACAGUUCAGCAAAACAUUGCCCUUGGUAUCACUGCCUUAACUCGUGAAAAGCAGGGAAACGUCAGCAGCAGUGUAAACGUGCCCAGCGGUGGCACGUUGUAUUCUAGUUCGGAGCCAUUGCCCAGGUAUAAAUGGGAACUUGCUGAUGAAGACUUUUGGAGUUAAUUAUCUUCCCAUUCAGAGCACCUCGGUGGAGUGUCACUCCUGUUUGCAGGCGUGUUUAGUCACAUUGCUGAGUCGGCCCUUUCAGUGAAGGGAUUUUUCCUGUCGUAGAGCUAGAGGCUAUUGAAGAGGAGCUAAGAGCUGGUGACAUCACAGGAAACUUUUUUUUUUUAAGGCCAGAGGCUAAAUAUUUUAGUAGAAAUGUUCAGGCUGUACGGUCGGCACCAUGUUUGCUCCUUGCUAAGUUUUGACAAUAUAACACAACAUUAGUGAACAUCAGGGAAAUGUCGGUCUAGACUGAAAUAUCUAUAAAUAGACAUUCAUGGUCCCCAGAUGGUGAAUCCCACUGACUUUGUUGAUCCUUUUUCAUCCAGCGUCAUCAUCAGGUCUAAAUUUUAAUGCGCCUAAUACUUAAGUUUGUGUCAGAAUACAAGCUUAAACCACAUUUUGUGUUUUCUGUGUGCUAAUUAGCGAAUGUUAGCAUGCUAACACGCCAAAGUAAAGGUGGUGAGCAUGGUAAACGUUAUACCUUGGGGAAUUCAGCAUGUUAGCAUUGUCAGCGCGAGCAUGCUGACAUUAGCAUUGGGCCCACAGAGCUGAGACCUUGUGAUGACCCUGUGAUGUCACCGACUCCCAUCUCCCGCUUCUGGCUCAGGCCAACCCGAUCGAACACGGACAAGCUGGUGAACAACACAGCCAGUCACUUGCUGAAACAACGUCAUUUUCUUUAUUUCCCUUCUGUUUUUGCACCUGUCACUACUGUUACCUGUCAGAUCAUUUGUUAUCCAGUUGUUCUGGAGGAACGACACAGUUGUCCUUUUUCCAAUUCCGGGGUGCAUUUUAGUAAAACUUUUAUUUUACUAUUUUGAUACUGUCUCGGUUCUUACCUCAGAGAAAUAUUAUUUUGUAUGACAAAGGAGAAAAAAAUGCCAGAAAUAUUGCAGUAAAUAUUCCUUAUUUACAAUGCGGCCAUACUGCCUUCUCACUUGUACAUACAACAACUAGCUUGACUGAAAGCAGCGAGGGCAGGUUCAGGAGACGACCACAGUAGAUAAUAUUAUUAUUAUUUUUGUCAGAACGACCGUUUUUGUACCAACAGAAGAAUUAUCCAAAACGGCAGUGUGACUGUUUUGUUUUUUUGUUUUUUUUUGUCACUGUCAAGCUUUUAGCAUGGUUUGUGUGGGGGUGUGUGUGUGUGUGUGUGUGCGCGUGCACACAUGUGGGUGCGUUGAGUCCUGCGUGAAUGCCUCAUGUGUUUGGAUGAGAAAGUGUUUGUGAAUACUUUUUUUUCUUUAUGUUGUUGUUGUUUUACUUGUAUGUAUAUGUUGGUUUUUCCCAAAUUCUCUCCCAACACAACUGAUAUUUUAACAUAACUUGCUAUAUUGUCAACAAUACAUUGAUUAAAGAUGCCACCCUGUCAGUUUGAAA